AUGGCUACCCGUACCGUGACCGUGCUUACCGUACACGGGCGUCGUCAUACGGUGAAGGUGGAACAGAACAUGACCAUUCUAGAGAUACUGGAGACUGUCUGCCGUAAGUACAGUUUUCCCCAGGAUUUGUACGACCUGGUGCACCACAACAAGGUGCUCGAUCUAUCAAUCAUGUACCGCUUUUCCGGCAUACCGAACAACGCCCUGCUCGUGAUGGCCAAAGCGAAGCAAACGCGCACGGAAGACGAUGUAAUAGUGCAGCUGCAGCUCGAGGACGGUACUCGUAGCGACAACGGUACGUUUAAACCGUCACAAACGUUACUGGAUGUGUUGGUGGCGCUCUGCCCAGCGCGAGCGAUCGCGGAAGCCCAUCCCGUGCUGGUGUACAUGCGACGGGAGGUAUACUGGGAGCAGCUAGCGACAACCACACUGAAAAGCCUCGGCCUAACGCGAGGUCGUGCCGCACUGCGCCUGUUGAAACGCCUAGCGGAACAAUCAAAGGUACAGGCCAACGUUUCGGCACCAUUGCCGCAAACGGUGCGUCGGGAAGCACCCGCUAAACCAGCCGCUGCAGCGCCUUCAAGCGAAGCGAUUCCUGCUGCUGCUUCGAGCGUAUCGGAAGCAGUGAUGAUUGCUUCGCCGAUGGAGCCUGUACCGACAGAUUCGCAACCACCACCGGUACCUCCUACGGAAGAGUCGACGAAGGACACAAAAGAACCUUUGCUUGAUACAAUAAGUAUGCAGCAUGUCGAUGUGCCCCGCUCUGAGGCAAAAAUACUGAUACUAGGCGAACGAGAAGCAAUCCUUUAUCACGCAUCGACCGCGGUGCGGGACCAAACCGAGGUGACAGAUUCGUUUUUUGAACUAACGGUACCGGAACUGAUGCAACUGUACAAACAACUACAGGACCGGGUAAAAGCGUUUGAAGAUGCACCAUUAUUGACAGGGGAGUUGCGCGAGUUGGAACGCAAUCAGCAGUUGUUGAGCAACAUGGACCGUUGUCGGCAAGCGGUCAUAAGAGUACAGUUUCCCGACCGUCAUGUUCUACAGGGAGUUUUCCAGGUGCACGAAACCGUUGGACAUGUGGUGCAGUUUGUUCGCGGAUAUUUAGCCGACUCAAAACAAUCAUUCUAUCUGUAUACAACUCCACCUAAGGUAGUUUUACAACAACCAAACAUUUCCCUGAUCGAUGCUGACUGUUUUCCUCAAGUAUUGCUACACUUUAGCCUUGAUGCUUCUACGUUUAACGAUAGUACGAUUGAUCCGGUCGGAUUUUGCCUGAAACCUGAACUGCUCGGACGGCUGUCGAAUGCAACCGGUGCGGGAGUGCUUGCUGCCCGUACGAAACGGUACGUAGCAGCAGGGACGAGCAGCACACAGGAAACCAUGAUUACGGCUGGUAACACCGAGAAGAUGGUGAGUUACACACAUGACACGAUUGUGGCUAGUUCAUCAAAGCGCAUACCAAACCGCAACUUUAGACAAUCCUCAUCCACCCCAGCCCAAUCGACGAGCGAACGUGAAGCGAAGAUAUUGAAGUUUUUGAAGAAAUAG
This is a messenger RNA of Anopheles maculipalpis, 1554 nucleotides long. Its product is annotated as tether containing UBX domain for GLUT4. The record is from RefSeq and is a predicted model, not a curated record. The transcript is spliced from 3 exons. Gene Ontology annotation, molecular function: protein binding. Bases 1 to 1554 code for a protein of 517 amino acids. NCBI's taxonomy places the organism in Eukaryota, Metazoa, Arthropoda, Insecta, Diptera, Culicidae.